UAUCUGGACUCUCCGCCCAAGACUGCCCCACCCCACACCUAAUUCCGCGGCCCCUGGCGGGGAGGUGUCAACUCGCUGCGGCAGGGGUAGCGGGUGAACUUGGGCCCAGCGCCCUCGCCCCCGCCCCCACCCAACCCCUGCACUCACUGGCGGACGCCAGGGAGUGGGUGCCCGCCCUCCGCAGCCCGGGGCCGCAGCCGAGGGCCUGGAAGGAGGGUCGACUGGUGGGCGGCGCCUCUCCCGGCCGGAGGCGGCUCCCGGCGGGCACCGCCCUCUGCCUCUCGCCGGCCCGCCAGCCAGCACGCCGGCGCUCAGAGGCCUCGCUUCCUGCGUUCCCAUCCUGGUCCCCGAACGGGCAGUGCGCCCUCUCCGCCACCGCUUCCCUCGAUCGAGACUCCCCGGAGCUCCCAGCCCCGGCAUCCCAGCGCCCCGGAGGAGGCAGUCUGGGGGGGCGGGGUCGUGGAGUCCCCAGCCCCUGGCCGCCGCUGGAACGAGACCGAGCUGGACCCGCACCGCCCGGGUGAGUCCUUAACUGAAGAUUUUAGUAUGCAGAGUGGUUUCCAGGCCUUCCUUGAGCCCCCCAGCUAACAACAGAUUGAGGCCAUUGUUUGGUGAGAAAAUAGCUCUGCAGCAUCGGAUUUCAGGCGGCCUGGUUAGCCGUCCUUCUGGAAAGAUGGCAAAGAAUACAGAAUUGAAAAGAGGACCUUGCCCAUCUAAACAUCUGUAAACGCUGGCUGUUCUACAAAGGCUGCUGUCGCAGGAACGACGUAUUGAGGAGUGGUCAGCAAGGAGCAUUGUUCGCUUGGCCUCGUUGGCCCCUCGUUCAGACCUCUUGGCCAUAGCUAUCCACAUGGGACGCCUCACGUUUGCAUGAAGCCAUCCCUGAGAGUUCGGCUGCUGGUUUUAUUGUUUUUUUUGUUUGUUUUUAGUGUGGCACUAGGGAGCCUGCUUAAGUGUGUUUAAGGGGGUUUUGUGGUUGGAGCUGCUGCAGCUCUUUAUUUUCUUUCUUUGAACCUGGACUUGCCCCUCUCCCACUGGCAUGAUGGCCCAGUCCAAAGCCAACGGCUCACACUAUGCACUAACCGCCAUCGGCCUGGGGAUGCUGGUCCUUGGGGUCAUCAUGGCCAUGUGGAACCUGGUGCCCGGGUUCAGCGCCGCCGAGAAGCCGACAGCCCAGGGGAACAAUAAGACGGAGAUAGGCAGUGGCAUUCUCAAGAGCAAGACAUUCUCCGUGGCCUACGUGCUGGUCGGGGCCGGCGUGAUGCUGCUGCUGCUCUCCAUCUGCCUGAGCAUCCGCGACAAGAGGAAACAGCGGCAAAGCGAGGAGAUGGCACACAUCCAGCACCCGCCGGGGGCCCAGCCGCACGCGCAGGAGGAGGACAGCCAGGAGGAAGAGGAGGAGGCCUCCUCGAGGUACUACGUCCCCAGUUACGAGGAAGUGAUGAACACAAACUUCUCAGAAGCCAGGGGACCAGACCACAGCCCAAGGAUGAGCAUCUCUCUCCCCUCCUAUGAGUCCUUGACGGGGCUGGACGAGACGAGCCCUACGACAACCAGGGCCGACGUGGAGGGCAGCCCGGGAAAUCCACCCGACAGGCAGAACUCCAAGUUAGCCAAACACAUGAAGCCGCUGAAAGUUCGAAGGAUUAAAUCCGAAAAACUUCACCUCAAAGACUUUAGGAUCAACCUCCCAGACAAAAACGUCCCUCCUCCCUCCAUCGAGCCUUUAACUCCCCCACCACAGUACGACGAAGUCCAGGAGAAGGCCCCCGAUACCCGGCCACCUGACUGACGGGCCCUCUCUGCCAUGUUCCCUCUUGUCACUCACCCUCCUCCGUACCAACAGACCCCAAUGAAACCACUCCAGCCACAGUUGAGAAACGAGGGGCCAGAUGUGUACUUAGCAACUUGGAUGGGGGUGCGGGGGGAGUCCUGUGAUUCGAGGGUGACGCACAGCUGCAGAACCUCACAUGGCCCGCCGCGGAAACCUCGGGUCUCAUGAAGCUGUGGACCCCAGCUGGGGGUGGCCGUGGAGACAUCUUCCCCGUCCUCUUUCCUCAACUGAAUCGUUGGCGACGACACACCUCUUUCCGACUAGGGAAGGAUACCUAGCAACUGGUUUAGAUCGUUGUUUUGAUUUGCUUCCCCUAGGACUGUCUUGUUUCAAAAAGAAAACAAGUUAUGCCUUUGCUUUCUUCACUGGAGUCCUGCGCGGUGGGUAGGAAAUACAACUCGGUUUUGUAGAAAGGACAGGGAGCCAUUUUUGUGAAGUAAGCAAAACAAAAGGCUAGAUGGUUACGUGGGGGUGAGACCCGGGGGGCGGGAGGGUCUCAGAGCCCCUGAUGCCAUUGGUUCUUUGAGGGCCCAAGGCCCAAUGAUGCGUAAGCUCAUAGUCUUAACCAGUCCUCUUCACUAGUCUCUGCUGUGUUAACAGCCAGAAAGGAAAGCUGUAUGAGAUGUUCUGUUCCUUCUAAACUGCCGUGCAACUGAGCUUUUUAUAAUAAAAUAUUUUAUAUGUAGUA
This is a messenger RNA of Rhinolophus ferrumequinum (greater horseshoe bat), 2522 nucleotides long. It is a transcript of the gene TMEM51, whose product is annotated as transmembrane protein 51. Bases 1040 to 1792 code for a protein of 250 amino acids. Lineage: Eukaryota; Metazoa; Chordata; Mammalia; Chiroptera; Rhinolophidae. The record is from RefSeq and is a predicted model, not a curated record. The transcript is spliced from 5 exons.